This is a messenger RNA of Leptinotarsa decemlineata (Colorado potato beetle), 1636 nucleotides long. RefSeq lists its product as uncharacterized. The record is from RefSeq and is a predicted model, not a curated record. Lineage: Eukaryota; Metazoa; Arthropoda; Insecta; Coleoptera; Chrysomelidae.
AUGGAUUCAAACCCGGCAACUGAAAUUGAUCAAACGUCAGAAAGUCAACAUCCCAACAUCAUGGGUACGUUUAAAAUAGUGCAGACCGUUGAAGAAGGUCAAAAACAGCUCACCAUAGUUCCGUCGUCAUGGAUACAUAAUAACCAGCUCUCAUGGCCAAUAACUGGUGCUGAUGAGCUGAUACGAAAUCCCUAUUCUAUGCCCGAAGCCAGUUGGUUUACUAUAGCGUGUCAACUCAAACGAAGCCAUUUGAUGACCUACGAAAUUGCUGAAGAAGAACUAAAACGAAUGCUGGAAAUGGACGCAGAACAAGAAGAGGUUAUCAAUUCUAUACAACCAAAAAAGCAACGCAGGCUGAUACUUCGAAGGGCGAAACCUAGCCAAAAUGAUUUAAAUACUUCACCACAAGAAUGUUUGGAGGCUUCCUUACUGCGUCCUGUGGCUAAGGUCUCGGAGGAAUUUCCGCAUAUUGUCACCGAAGUCAAUGUUCCAUCUACAUCCUCACUAGAUCUCCAAGUGAAUAAUAAAAUUGACAAAAUGCUUCAAAAUCAAGAUAUUGUAAUUGAAAAUCAGCAAGAUAUUAUAUAUAAUUUAAGACACUCAGCUGAACGAGAAACGCAAUUGAAAAUUCUUCAAAAACUUGCUAAAUUGGAGGUUAUUUUAAAUAGUGUGGCUAAUAGCUCAAAUAAUAGUACUUCCUGUUCAUGCAAAAAUGCAAAUGGAGAUGCUUCAUCAACAAAUAAAGAUGAUUUUUUCUUUGAUCCGAUCGACACUUUAGCUGAUUUAGAGAAACUUGAAAUGAAACUCACAAAUAAAACUUGUAUGGAAGAGUAUGUACAAAAGUUCAGUUAUGUGUGUGGAAGGAAAGGAUCUGGAAACGGCAUAACCAAUUGCUACAUAUUGGUCGACAAAAUUUUUUCUCGAAAAUUUAUGACGUUUUGUUCUUGGGCUGGAGGUGCCAGAGAUGGCAAAGAAAAAAUUCCGUUUAAAAUAUUCAAAAAUAUUAUUGGCUUAUUCUUCAGAGUGGUAAAUCUAUCUGAUGAUGAUUUUACCUUGAAAAAUUGUGAAGAUUUUUUCAAAGCUGUGAUUAGAAAUUCAACAAAACGAAGCGAGAGUAGUUUAGCUAGGAGUUCAAGAACUAAACGAAGACCUACUAGUCUCACAUAUAAAGCUCAGAAAGAAACAAAGGAAACUAAAGAUUUUAGUAAUGAUCCUGUGGGUAAAACAGAGAUUGCAGACAGUCAUAAGGAAGGAAAUGUAGGCAGAAAUAUCAAUAUGUCCGAUAAUCUGGAUUUUCUGCCAAAGACUAGUAGUGAAAGAGUGGUGGAAGAAAAGUAAUAAUACAUAGUAGUGAAGGAGUAGUGGAAAUAAAAUAAUAAUACAUCUCAUGUUUUGGUUAGUUCAUUUUAAUUUCAAGAGAGUUGGUUUUUAAUUUUGAACUGAGCAUUCAGUUUGUUAUACAAAAUAUGAAUACUUCAUACAUUUCAUGUUUUGGUUAGUUCAUUUUUAUUUUGAAAGAAUUGGUUUUCAAUUUCAAACUGAGCAUUCAAUCCGUUAUACAAAAUGAGAAUAUUUAUUUUUUAUUUAUGUUUAUUGAAGAGUAUGUAAUAGAGGAAUAAAAAAUCUUUCAGCUUUA